Molecule: messenger RNA, 1263 nt
Organism: Prunus persica (peach)
Lineage: Eukaryota; Viridiplantae; Streptophyta; Magnoliopsida; Rosales; Rosaceae
Product: T-complex protein 1 subunit gamma-like
Exons: 3
Coding region: 224-670 (148 amino acids)
Biological process (GO): protein folding
Cellular component (GO): chaperonin-containing T-complex
Molecular function (GO): ATP-dependent protein folding chaperone; ATP binding
Source: RefSeq, a predicted model, not a curated record
UGUUAAGAAAAAACUGAAGGGAUGGUGCCAAUUUCUUUCAUUUUCUUACAUUUGAAAGGAGGGCCAUAGUAGAGUCAGUACUGUGGUUGCCACUAAUUCAUAGGAAGUAGAAAUCUAAAUUCUGUGAAUAAACUGGCUGUCACUUCAAUUCACAUGCUCGUUGACAUACUUUAGAUUAAGAAUUAGUUGUGGUUUCACCUUACAUGCAUUUUAUUGGAGUUUUAUGGCUACACGUGUUUUUAUGGUAAAACAGUGGCUGUAUGAAGCUGCUGCUAUAGCUUUUGAGGCUAUACCACGUACUUUGGCUCAGAAUUGCGGGGUGAAUAUGAUUAGAACAAUGACGGCGCUGCAGGGAAAGCAUGCAAAUGGUGAAAAAUCAUGGAUUGGCAUUGAUGGUAACACUGGUGUGAUAACUGAUGUGAAAGAGAAAAAGAUAUGGGAUGCCUACAACGUGAAGGGCCAGAGUUUUAAAACGGCCAUAGAAGCUGCUUGCCUACUUCUCAGAAUCGAUGACAUUGUGAGUGGGAUGAAGAAGAAGCAGCCUCCUGGUGCCAAAGCUCCUUCCAAGCCUCAAGUUGAGACAGAAGGCGAUGCAGAUAAUGAGCAAAUAAUUCCGGAGUGCUUAUGGAGAGCACGUGGUUAUCUCAGUUUGAAUGAAGUUUUGCUUUAAAGAAGAAAAAAAGGAGCAUUAUAAGUUUGAUGAGGAUAUUUUUUAGGUUUGUAAUGUCACCUUAACUUGGUAGUGUGUGUUUUGUCCCUCUUCUUUCUUUCUCAAUCGACGAGGUGGAAAGAAGAGAAGUCUUCUUAUUGGAGAAUGCUAAUGUUAGUUUCACAUGUCAUCUGUGUAUCGAACACAAUUUCUUUGUUCAACUUCGUGGAUUGGCACAGUGGAGCUUAUUUCUACCAUUCUUCUGAAUGAUUGUUAACAGUCCAAACUUAGUUAUUGACACAAAUAUGUACUUUUCUAAAAGUAAGAAAACAAAAAGUUUUUCAUGGCCAAGCAUCAAUUUUAAUAAGCCAGUGUGGCACCUAAAACACACAACGUACGGCACUGUACACAAACUUGUGGAGGAAAGGAUUCAUAUUGAGCAUCUAUUUUAUCCACUUAGGGAGAGUAAGAAUUGAUCUUGUCACUCCCAUAUUCAGCCAAUAUGCCACGUAUUGAUUCAAAGCAGAGCUUAAAAAUGAAACGAAAGCAGAUAAAAAACCCUAGACACGGCCAGCUGAUGCAACUGAAAUUGGCAAAUAGCAAAGAUGACAUGA